Molecule: messenger RNA, 3481 nt
Organism: Prosopis cineraria
Lineage: Eukaryota; Viridiplantae; Streptophyta; Magnoliopsida; Fabales; Fabaceae
Product: protein NETWORKED 2D
Exons: 2
Coding region: 57-3248 (1063 amino acids)
Molecular function (GO): actin binding
Source: RefSeq, a predicted model, not a curated record
GAUCCCUGUUGCAGCAAAUAUAAGGGGAGGAGGAAGAAGAAGAAGGAGAAACCAAUAUGUUGCAUAGAGCAGCAAACAAUGCAUAUUCAUGGUGGUGGGCCAGCCACAUCAGAACAAAGCAAUCAAAAUGGCUGGAGCAAAACCUUCAAGAUAUGGAGGAAAAAGUGCAGAAUGUUCUGAAACUUAUAGAAGAAGAUGGGGAUUCCUUUGCAAGGAGAGCAGAAAUGUAUUACAAAAAGAGGCCAGAACUGAUAUACUUUGUGGAAGAAUCAUAUCGAGCUUACCGAGCUUUAGCUGAACGAUAUGAUCACAUAUCAACUGAGUUGCAAAAUGCAAACACCACCAUUGCUUCUGUCUGCCCAGAUCAAGUCACCUUCAUGGAGGAUGAUGAUGAUGAAGCAUCACCAAUGUCACCAAGGGUCCCCAGAAAACUACCAGAAGGUUUCAAACCACCAAGCAUCCCAAAGCCUCCGGUUAAAGAUUUUAAAAGUGCAAAUGUAGCAGCACCGAAGAAGUUGUAUUCCAAGAAGACAUCCACUGCAGAAGCUAAUGCCAGAGCUCCUAAAUCUGGACUGAGCAAAAAGGAGGCACUUGAAGAGGUUGACAAGCUUCAGAAACAGAUUCUGGGACUGCAAACUGUGAAAGAGUUUGUAAAGAGCUCUUAUGAUAAUGCCAUUGCAACGUACUGGGAAACUGAGGAGCAGAUCAAUGAGUUACAAGAGAGAGUUUUCAGUUUACAAGAUGAGCUUGGUGAAGUUACUGUUAUUGAUGACAAUGAAGCUCGUCGUUUGAUGGCAGAAGCAGCUCUUAAAUCAUGCCAAGAGACAUUGUCACAGCUGCAAGAGAAGCAGGAAAAAGCAAUUAAUGAAACCAGGAUAGAGUCCAAAAAAAUACAGGAAAUCAAGAAGAAGUUCGAGUCACUCAAGGAUGACUUUCAAUAUAGUCCGAUUAAUCAGACAGAGCCAAGGACCAAAAGAGAUGAAAAAGAAGUAGAAGAAACAAAAGGCUUGGAUGACGAAGGGAGAAUGACACAGCAGAGACAGGACCUGCGGAUUUUACAAGGGAAGAUAAAAGAACACUUCGAGGCUGGGUCCCAUUCAUCUCUCAGUGUGACAGAAAUGGCACAGAAGAUCGAUGAGCUUGUGAAUAAAGUAGUAAGCUUAGAAACUGCAGUUUCAUCCCAGACUGCUCUGGUGACGAGAUUAAGAACAGAAGCUGAUGAACUUCAAUCACAGAUUCAAGCUUUGGAAAAUGACAAGGCAAAUUUAAUCGAUGACAAAAAUAACUUGAACAACCAGCUGAGAAAAAUGGAAGAAAAGAUGCAUGGAGUACAUGAUCUAAACCAAAUUGUCGAAAGCCAGCAUAUGAAUCUCCAAACCCAUUUUACUGAAGCACAUUGUAAUCUUGAUCAUCUCUCAGAGAAAGUCCAAAAUUUUCAAUCAAAUGAUGCAGAGGACACAGAUUGUUCUGAGAGAGAAAGGAAAUCAUUAGGUGAUGCCGAACCAACGCAUGAGGUUAAAGGAGAAGAUGCACUGAAUCAAGACAAUGUCUUAUUGCAAGAUGUAAAUUUGGAUAAGAAGCAUGAAGUCACCGAUUUAGAAGAAGAUGAAGUGAAGUCACUCAAUGGUUCUAUAGAGGAUGGUGUGAAGACAGAAAACAGGCUUAUGGCAGCUGGUUCAUUCAAUGGUGAUGUCAAAUCAGAUAAGGAGCUUAAGGUUACAAUUACACAUAUAAUGGACGAGGCACAUCCAGUGGUAAACAAAAUGCCAAGUGAGAUGAAAGAGCAGGAUGGAAAUGUUAAUCUCAACAAUGGUGAAGAAAAAGCUAGAGAUACUCUGAGCGAUGAUACUGAAAAGAUGGCAGAAAGUUCUUCAGACAGCUUUGUAAACCAGCAGGAGAUUGAUGCAAAGUCAGAUCAGGGGCUUAAGGUUACAAUAACAAAUAUAACAGAAGAGGUGCAUCAAGAGGAAAACAGAUUGCCAAGCGAGCUGAAAGAGCAGGAGGGAACUGUUAAUCUUGACAACGGUGAUGAAAAAGCUAGAGAUACUCUGAGCACUAGUGCUGGAACAAUAGCAGAAAGCUCUCCUGACAGCUUAAAAAAACAGCAAGAGAUUGAUGCUAAACCAGAGUCAUUGGAUACACAUAAUUCUCUCAAAUUUGAAGCCCAGGAACAGGCAACAGCACAAGAAGAUGAACCAAACUGGCAGAAACUAUUUAUGGAUGGACUACAGGAUAAAGAGAGAGUUUUACUAGCAGAAUAUACAAAUACUCUUCGGAAUUUCAAAGAUGUGAAAAAGAAGCUCACUGAGCUGGGGAAGAAAAAUCAAGACAGUGACUUUGAUACAUCCUUGCAGUUGCAGGAACUAAAGCGUGCUAUUGCUUCAAAAGAUGAAGAAAUUAGAUAUCUGCGUCAGAAACUGGAUCUCCUGCAGAAAAGCUUGAAAGGAAAUGAGGAAUUGAUGAAGCUAAAUUUACCAAUGCCAGCAGAAAACAUUGAUGAAAUCUUAAAAAUUGAGGCAUCUGACGGUACCUCAGCCAUAGAAGAGAAGUUCCGGAUGAGCAUUGAUAAACUUCUAGAGGAGAACUUAGAAUUCUGGUUAAAAUUUAGCACUAUUUUCACCGAGAUACAGAAAUUCGAUACCACCAUCAAAGAUCUAGCAACCGAAGCAUCAAAACUUGGCGAAAUAUUGAAGGCUUCAGAGGGCAGUACUAACGCAAAAUAUUCUCUAAAAUCAGAUGCACGACCAAUUUACAAACACCUUGAAGAAAUCCGGACGGAACUAACAGUCUGGUUGGGAAAAAGCGCAUUACUGAAGGAGGAACUGAAAUACAGGUUCUCAUCCUUGUGUGACAUCCAAGAAGAGAUAACAGUGGCACUGAAAGCCAGUGCUGAAGAUGACGAAUUCAAGUUUACGAGCUUUCAAGCGGCCAAGUUCCAAGGUGAGAUUUUGAACAUGAAACAAGAAAACAACAGGGUUGCAGAUGAGCUUCAAGCAGGUCGAGACCAUGUAACGACUCUCCAACUUGAAGUUGAGAAGGUGCUUGCGAAAUUGAAUGAACAGUUUGGGCUCUCGACCACAAAUGGACCCCAAGCUUCCCAUUUGAGAAGUCUGAAUUCUCGGACCCGGGUUCCUCUAAGGUCAUUCAUCUUUGGUGAUAAUCCGAAGAAACAAAAACCAUCAAUCUUUUCCUUCAUGGCCCUUGGAAUGCAUAGGAAGUAUCGUUCAAGACCAAAGACCCCCAUGUAAACUAGCCCUGAUUGUUUCUUUUUCUCUUUUCGUUGUCUUUUCCUCGCUCGUAAUUUUUUUUAAAUGUUUCGUUAGGCAGCGAAUGUGAGUUAGAGUGCCCCGCUAAACCUUACUUGCCAGCUAUACAUUGGUUUGAGCUUGCAGUUACACGCACUAAAAUAUGGGUGUCGGGAUUUUACUUUGUAUUUUGAUCAUUUUAUUUUCACAUGUAUCGAUGAUUCAUUGUUUUCAAA